Messenger RNA from Carcharodon carcharias (great white shark), 1543 nucleotides. RefSeq names its product zinc finger protein 239-like. Gene Ontology annotation, biological process: regulation of transcription by RNA polymerase II; central nervous system development. The transcript is spliced from 2 exons. The coding region runs from base 78 to 1175 and encodes 365 amino acids. The record is from RefSeq and is a predicted model, not a curated record. Lineage: Eukaryota; Metazoa; Chordata; Chondrichthyes; Lamniformes; Lamnidae. Gene Ontology annotation, molecular function: RNA polymerase II cis-regulatory region sequence-specific DNA binding; DNA-binding transcription factor activity, RNA polymerase II-specific. Gene Ontology annotation, cellular component: nucleus.
UGUGCGGGAGCAAACGGUGGAAAGAAGUCGAGUGGCGAGACCAGCCCAGGGGGGUAUCAGAAGUGGAAAAUUUACCGAUGGAAAUCUCAAACCAAAAAUCGUGCCAAGAUCUUACAAAGUUGCUUAAUUCACCAGGACCUGAACAUCAUCGACCUUUAACAAUAGUAGAAGGAAUGUUUGUCUGUUCUGUCUGUGGGAAAAAAUUUCAAACAUCAGUAUGGCUGGAAAAGCACCGAGACACGCACACCCAAGUGAGAGUAUUCCAGUGCACUGACUGCGGAAAGAGCUUUAACCAGUUACACAGCCUGAGAAAACAUCGCACCAUUCACAGUGGGGAGAAACUGUAUACUUGUUCUGUGUGUGGUCGAGGCUUCAGGCGAUCAGCUAGCCUCGUGAAGCACAACUGCAGCCACACUGGGGAACCACUAUAUCAAUGUGGGCACUGUGGAAAAGGAUUCCAUUUUCUGUCCAAGCUGCAAACCCACCAGCGAAUUCACACUGGCGAGAGGCCAUUUACCUGCUCCAUGUGUGGGAAGGGAUUCAGUGAGUCAUUUAGCCUCCAAAUGCACCAGCGAGUUCACACGGGGGAGCGGCCAUUCAUCUGUUCCGUGUGUGCAAAGAGUUUCACUCGGUCAGCGCACCUGCUGAGACACCAGCGAGUUCACACCGGAGAGAGGCCGUUCACUUGCUCCCUGUGUGGGAAGGGAUUCACCCGUUCCUCCAUCCUACUGGAACACCAGCGAGUUCACACUGAGGAGAGACCCUUUAAAUGCUCUGACUGUGGGAAGAGCUUCAAAAGUUCCAAUGAAGUGAAGGUCCAUAAGCAGAUACACUCUGGGCAGAGACAGUUCAGCUGCUCUCACUGUGGGAAGAGCUUUGUACAAUCAUGCAACCUGUUGAAACACAAACGGAUUCAUACAGGAGACACACCCUUCAUCUGCUCAGUGUGUGGAAAGGGGUUUGUAGAGUCAGCUAGCCUGCUGAGACACCAUCGAGUUCAUACUGGGGAAAGGCCUUUCACCUGCUCAGUCUGUGGGAAAGGAUUCAGUCAUUCAUCCUCCCUUCUGAAUCACCAACGUAUACACACCGGGGAGAGGCCAUUCAUCUGCUCCACAUGUGGGAAGGAAUUCAAUCGGUCGUCAAACAUGCUGAGACACCAACGAGCUCACCUGUGACUGCAGUGAGUGGAUUCUGUUAUGAAUCACACCAAGGCACUUGUGUGUUGGGAUUUGUUUCUGCUGAUGUGAAUUAACAUUUAAAAAUAGGCUGUACUUUAAUAUUCUGAACAUAGGUCCAGUCAUUUUAAACACAUUGAGUUGAGCCUUUGUUGUCUCUAAGAUGAAGUGAGAGCUAAUUGAUGACUUUUCGGGGCUGAAGUAACCCUUUAAGAACUGCCAUCUUCAUAAUUCUCUGUUAAUCAUGGACACACAGGGAAAACAUCUUUUGUAAUUAAAUGAUUAAGUUUGACAUCAAUUCUGAAUUAAUUUUUGUAAAAUCUUUAAUUCAGUGUCUGAAUGAUGCAAAUUAUUAAAGUCUCCAAUUA